Messenger RNA from Puccinia graminis f. sp. tritici CRL 75-36-700-3, 612 nucleotides. RefSeq lists its product as uncharacterized. The record is from RefSeq and is a predicted model, not a curated record. Bases 1 to 612 code for a protein of 203 amino acids. The transcript has 6 exons. Lineage: Eukaryota; Fungi; Basidiomycota; Pucciniomycetes; Pucciniales; Pucciniaceae.
AUGGGACUUUCUUCCCCCACAUGUGGUCUGGGUGCCUUGAGGUUGCUGUCUGGCCUGAGGACCAAGACUGCCAUGACAAACAAGUUGAAAAUGGGCUUGAGAUUGAAACCGGAAGCAUUCAUCCUAAAAAGCUCAGAAGCCACAAAAGUAGCUCGAUCAGCUCUGCAACACCCCAAUGACAGCAGCACUCAACUAAUCCUCGACCACAUAACCAAUUCUGGAGAGCACCUUCCAAAGUUCUAUGCUUGCUGGGCUAAACUACUGCGCCAGUUGGGUUUGUAUUCCUGGACAAUGGCAGAAGAAGUGUCAGAUAAACUGGCAACUUUGGACAUUUCACCCAACUUGCCCCCAGAGCUUGCAAUAGCCUGCACCCGGGUCCAGCAAUUUCUAAGCGUCUUGCUUCCAUUUAUCAUUGAUCUAGCGUAUGAGCAGCGCGCUUUUAGCGGAAAAAGCGGCCAAAAAACGCUAAAAACCACUGAAGAGCUGCGUAGUGGGCCCUUUUUUGCGGCCCACACGCGUAGCGUUAGCGGUGUCGUGGCGGAAUUCCGCUACGCUACGCUAAUUGCUAACAGCAAUUCUGCUGCUUUACGCUACACUAACCGCUACGCUUAG